Messenger RNA from Protobothrops mucrosquamatus (brown spotted pit viper), 777 nucleotides. RefSeq names its product mitochondrial ribosomal protein S26 (gene MRPS26). The transcript has 3 exons. The coding region runs from base 3 to 398 and encodes 131 amino acids. Gene Ontology annotation, cellular component: mitochondrial small ribosomal subunit. The record is from RefSeq and is a predicted model, not a curated record. Lineage: Eukaryota; Metazoa; Chordata; Lepidosauria; Squamata; Viperidae.
AGAUGAUGGAAGAAAUAAAGCAUAAAAAUUACGAUCUCACAUUGGGGGAAACGGCGAAGCUGAGGAAGAAAGCUGAGCAAGAGGAGCAUCAACAUCUCAUGGCCUUGAACGAUGCCGAAAAUAAGCGUUUACUCGAGCGGAGGAUGGAGCGUCUCCGGAAGGAGGAAAUACAGGAGAAAGUCCGCAAGCUACAAAUUGACCAAAACAGGGUGUCCCUUCAGGAGGAAUUCCUCAAGGAGAAAGAGAUGGAAGUGCUUCGCUUACAGGAAGAAUCCAGGAACUUCAUCACUCUUGAAAACCUGGACCAGCGGAUCGAGGAGUGCCUGAGCAAGACCCAGAAUUACAAUUUCGCCAUCGACAAAGACGGGAGGAUAGUUAAGAGGACAUCCAUGCCGUAACCAGCUCUCGGAGGGAGGGGGCCUUUCCAUCCAGAUCCGAGGUUUGCCGGGAGCGAUUGAGGGAUGGCAUACGCUCCACCCCAUCAGCAUCACUACCCUCAAAACAGGGAGUGGCAGAUAAUUCAUGCUGUCCAAACUGGGCGAAUCUGGUUUUGCAACCUUUUGCAGGAAGAAAAUGGAUCUUCUUCCGAGAUUUUGGGGUUUUUUUUUGGCAUCUCAUCCUCAGUCGUUCCUGCGUUUUUAAGAACUCCGUUCAGCUUUUGAUCCUGUUUCCGUAUGCGUGCAACCAAUUUGCUCCUCAGUCUUUUUUUUUUUUUGAAAAACCAUUGACCUAUUUGCUAGGUUUCUCCGGAUUGCUCGGAAAUUAAACGCAAUAUUU